Rhopilema esculentum is the source of this 1969-nucleotide messenger RNA. Its product is annotated as serine/threonine-protein kinase RIO3. Gene Ontology annotation, molecular function: ATP binding; protein serine/threonine kinase activity. NCBI's taxonomy places the organism in Eukaryota, Metazoa, Cnidaria, Scyphozoa, Rhizostomeae, Rhizostomatidae. The record is from RefSeq and is a predicted model, not a curated record. Gene Ontology annotation, biological process: protein phosphorylation.
CGUAACUGCUUAUGAUAACGAGGGUAGCCACCAGAGAUUGCACCACCACACUGAAACUAAAAACAGAUAUAAGGGUUAAUAGAAAGCUUUGACUUGGCCAGUUUAAUACUUGAGUUUGGAAUUCCAAGGGAACAUACACAGAUUUUAGUUUAAAGGUAUUUAUACAUAGAAAUUUUAUAAAAUAAAAAAUGGCUUUAGCUGAAACAGAUAAGACAAAAUCUCACAUAUCAUCAUGCCCUUGGGGCAAUCUUCCAAAACAAAAUACAGAACCAUCUUCAUUUUCAUCACUAAUGGAUGAAGAAUAUGCCAAGCAAAUGCAGGCAGAAGAAGAAACUUCAAGCAAAAACACUACUGAAGGAAGUUUCAAAGCAGAUUUAUUUAGUGAAGGUCUGUUGGAUUCAAAUGAUGCUGGGAAUGAUCUUUUAUUGGCCCAAAUGCUGCAGCUUGAGUUUGAUAAAGAAUAUGAUGACUAUGUUAAAUGCCAGGAGAAGGUCUUCAACAAGAACAGUAAUGUGAAGAUAUCUUAUGAAAAGUAUCGCUCACGUCACCCAUAUGAAGAUGAAUCAUCUGAAAGCGGCCAAGAUGAUUAUGAUGAUGAUGAUGAUUACCCAAAUCCAUCAGAUGAAAGGACUGUGACAAAGAAACGCCCAGUUGGACCAGGUUCUGAUAUGGUCACAAAACAUGAUGCCAUCGUAUGUGGCCGGAAAAACGCAAAACAUGUUGAGAACUUUCCGCCAAACUUUGCCAGUGGGGAUGUUGCUUCAAAAGACCUGGACAUCAAAUUACCCAACCAUGUUUACAACACUCUUAAAUUGCACUCAAUGAAAGAGGAAAAACACAGUCAUAAAGUGACAGAGAAAAAAGAGCAUUCCACACAUGAGCAAGCUUUGGAUUCUAAAACUAGAAUUAUGCUGUACAAACUAGUUAACAGUGAAGUUUUGGAUACAAUUAAUGGUUGCAUCAGCACUGGCAAAGAAGCUGUUGUUUUCCAUGCUAAAGGAGGGACUUACGAUGGUGAAGUUUUUCCUGACGAAUGUGCUGUUAAAGUUUACAAAACAACGCUAAUUGAAUUCAAAACUAGAGACAAGUACAUCAAAGACGACUUUCGAUUUCGAGAUCGGUUCAGCAAACAAAAUCCAAGAAAAAUUGUUCGUCUUUGGGCUGAAAAAGAAAUGCGUAACUUAAAAAGGAUGUACGAGAAUGGAAUAAGCUGCCCAAAAGUUAUGCUUCUGAGAAAACAUAUCCUUGUUAUGAGCUUUGUUGGCCAAAACCAGAAGCCAGCGCCAAAAUUAAAGGAUGCCAAAUUGUCAAUUGUUGAUCUAACCAUCGCUUACGAACAAUGCAUCGAGAUGAUGCAAAAAAUGUUCAAAGAGUGCAAUUUGGUCCACGCUGACUUGAGUGAAUACAAUAUGCUUUGGCAUGAUGACAAACUAUGGGUCAUUGAUGUCAGCCAAUCAGUGGAGCCCACCCAUCCACGUGCGUUGGAAUUUCUGGUUAGAGACUGUACCAACGUGGUCAACUUUUUCACGAAGUCUGGUGUACAUGGAGUCAUGAGUGUGGAGAAACUGUUUAACUUUGUGUCGGGGUUGGAGAUUUCUGGAGAAAAGGAAGAUUUCCUUAAUCAGAUACGUGACUUUGAGAACAACGAAGAACUUCUGACGCAUGGAGUCACCGAAAACAUGACAAACUUUGACUAUCUUUUUGAACUAAGCAAAAGAGAAAAUUCAGAUGAGCAGACAGCAGACCAUGCUUCCUCUGAAGAUUCCUCAUAACCAGAAUUGUACACUAAUUUCCAAAGUAUAUAAUGUGUGAUUUUUCUGAGUCGUUUACGUUAAACGUCGUUUGAAGUAUCAAAUAUUGUUAAUAUUUGUUUUGUGUAAAAGUUGUAAUCACUGCUUGUUUCAAUUAAUAUAAGUGCUGUGUGAUGUAAAUUGAAUUGUUGGAUUAUAUUUAACCUCUAUAUGCUUAA